GCUAAACCCUCCCUGGUCUCCUCUCAUCAGCAGCAGCAGCCCCGCCUCGCGACGCGAACCGCUGGCUGGUUCAGCUCCAACACAAUCCACAUCUGGCUGUCACACAACAGUGCUGCCGCUCAUUCCGCGGCAUGCUCAUAUUCAUAACGGAACAAACUAAGUGGAUUUUAAUCGGAGAGGAGCAACAUGUCUGAGGUCCGAAAAUUCACAAAGAGGUUAAGUAAACCCGGGACGGCCGCGGAAGUACGGCAGAGCGUGUCGGAGGCUGUGAGGAGCACCGUGGACCUUGUGGAGCAGCCAAAGAUCAUUGAACCACUGGACUAUGAAGCUGUGGUGUUUCAGAGAAAGGCCCAGAUCCACAGCGACCCCCAUCGAGACCUGCUGCUCUGCCCUCUCGACGAUGUCUCGGAGUCCCAGAUCGCCCGGCAGAGGAGGACUGUCGUUCCCUCUGUGCCUCAGAAUGCAGAGCGAGAGGCCAGGAGUCUGUUUGCUAAAGAGUGCAUCAAGAUGUACAACACCGACUGGCAUGUAAUCAACUACAAAUAUGAGGCUUACUCUGGUGACUUCCGCAUGUUGCCAAGCAAAGGCCUGAAGACAGACAAGCUGCCAGCUCACGUGUUUGAGAUCGAUGAAGACGCCAAAGACGAAGACUCUGCAUCCCUGUGCUCCCAAAGGGGAGGCAUCAUGAAGCAGGGCUGGCUUCAGAAAGCCAACAUCAACAGCAGCCUGUCUGUCUCCAUGAGGGUGUUCAAAAGGAGGUACUUCUACUUGUCUCAGCUCCCCGAUGGCUCUUACAUCCUCAACUCCUACAAGGAUGAGAAAAACUGCAAGGAAACCAAAGGAUCCAUCUACCUGGACUCCUGUAUAGACGUGGUUCAGAGCCCCAAGAUGCGACGUAAUGGCUUCGAGUUGAAGAUGCAAGACCGCUACAGCCACUUCCUGGCGGCAGACAGCGAAGCAGAGAUGGAGGAGUGGGUGGCCACGCUGAAACAGGCUCUGCAGAGCAGCACUGAAGCCAGUCAGGACAGGAGGAACGGUGCAGAGACACUGGACUGUGCCCUGGAUGACGACACUGCCAGCCAGGGUAAAGGUGAGAGCCUGCUGGAGAGCCUGGGGAGGAGCUUACACCCUGAACUUUUGAAGUAUGCCAGGGAGACAGACCAGCUCAAUAAGAUGAACAGGAAUGAAUGCAGACAAAAGCUCUUCUCUCUGGAUCCUGAGACACAGAGGCUGGACUUUUCAGGCAUCGAGCCAGAUGUGAAGCCAUUCGAGGAACGUUUUGGCCGUCGUAUCGUGGUCGGCUGCCAUGACCUGACCUUCAGUCUCCAGGGCUGUGUUAGCGAAAAGGGUGACGGUGUCCUUACCAACGUGGAACCAUUCUUCAUCAGCCUCGCACUCUUUGACCUUUCCAAGAGCUGCAAGAUCUCGGCGGACUUCCACGUUGACCUCAACCCGCCCUGCGUCAGAGAGAUGCUGACCGACACCUCCGGCCAGCUCUCUCCUUCAUCGGAUUCAGAAGGUGGUGGAGGAGGAGGGUGUGGAGUCAUGGUGAAUGGAGACUCAGGGAAAGGGAACGGUUUGCCUGCUCUUCAGAGGGUGUCGGAGGCUCUGCUGCGCUUCCCUACACAGGGUAUCUUUUCAGUGACCAACCCCCAUGCAGAUAUCUUCCUAGUGGCCCGAAUAGAGAAGGUGUUACAGAACGGCAUCACACACUGCGCCGAACCAUACAUCAAGACCUCCGACAUCAACAAGACUGCUCAGAAGGUGCUCAAAGCUGCCAAGCAGACAUGCCAACGCUUGGGCCAGUACAGGAUGCCAUUUGCCUGGGCUGCCAAGCAGGUGUUCAAAGACGCUCAAGGCAGCCUGGACAUGGAUGGGAAGUUUUCUCCUCUUUACCGCCAGGACAGCAGCAAAAUCUCCACUGAUGACAUCAUCAAGCUGCUGGCCGACAUCAGGAAGCCAGAGAAGAGCAAGCUUCAGACCAUCCCUGGACAGCUGAAUGUCACCAUUGAGUGUGUCCCACCUGAUUUCUCAAAUACGGUGACUUCCUCUUACAUUCCCGUUAAGCCCUUCGAGGAUGGCUGCGAGCGGGUGUCAGUGGAGAUUGAGGAGUUUCUCCCCGAGGAAGCCAAGUACAACUGCCCCUUCACCACAUACAAGAACCAGCUCUACAUCUACCCCCUGCAGCUAAAAUAUGACAACCAGAAGGCCUUCACUAAGGCUAGAAACAUUGCAGUCUGCACCCAGUUCCGGGAUUCAGACGAGGAAGGAGCUGCCCCUUUAAAGUGCAUCUACGGCAAGCCGGGAGAUUCACUCUUCACCAGCAGCACUUACGCACCCGUCCUGCACCACAAUCAGAGCCCGGAGUUCUAUGACGAGGUGAAGAUUGAGCUGCCUGUCCACAUGCAUGAGAAACACCACAUCCUCUUCACCUUUUACCAUAUCAGCUGUGAGUCCAGCAGCAAGUCUAGCAGCAAGAAGAGAGAGGGAGUAGAGUCACUGGUGGGUUACUCCUGGAUGCCUUUGCUCAAAGAUGGAAGGAUGCAGUCAGUAGAGCUCCAGCUGCCUGUAGCAGCCACCUUGCCUCCUGGAUACCUGUGUCAGGACACCAAAAAGUCCCAACCAGAUAUCAAGUGGGUGGAAAACGCCAAGACACUGUUCAAAGUGAAGAUCCAUGUAGCAUCAACAAUAUAUGCUCAGGACCUGCAUCUACAUAAAUUCUUCCAGCACUGCCAGCUGAUGAGAACAACAUCAGGGGGCAACCCAGCAGAACUUAUCAAAUACCUGAAGUGCCUGCAUGCCAUGGAGACUCAAGUGAUAAUCAACUUCCUACCAAUAGUGCUGAUGCAGCUGUUUGAGGUACUCACAACAGCAACCAAAGAAGCUCAUGAGAUUGCUGUCAACUCUCUGCGCGUGAUCAUACAUAUAGUUUCCAGAUGUCAUGAGGAGGGCCUGGAGCACUACCUGCGCUCUUUUGUCAAGUAUGUGUUUGUGACCAACAACCCUACGUCAGGAAACUCAUCGACCACUCACGAGCUGCUGGCCAUAGCUGUGACAGCCACCCUCAAGCAAACAGCAGAUUUCAACACCAGCAAUAAACUGCUCAAGUACUCCUGGUUCUUCUUUGAAACCAUGGCCAAAUCUAUGGCCCAGUAUCUGCAAGAAGGCAACCGCAUAAAGAUGCCACGGGCCCAGCGCUUCCCUGACAGUUUCCAGCAGGCACUCCAGUCUCUGGUGUUGUCCAUCAUGCCACACAUCACCAUCCGACACAUGGAGAUCCCAGAGGAAGCUCGUUGCGUCAACCUGAGCCUGGCCAAUUUCAUAAAGAGGUGCCUGACCCUCAUGAACAGGGGCUUCGCCUUUGGCCUGGUAAACCACUAUAUGUGUCAUUACGGUCUCAAAGAUCCCAAGGUGCUGACUGAAAUGAAAUUUGAUUUCUUGAUGACAGUGUGUAAUCACGAACACUUCAUCCCUCUUAAUCUGCCCAUGGCUUUUGGGCGCACCAAGCUGCAGAGGGUACAAGAUUUUAUUCCGUAUGCGACGGAGCUUUUUGGCCCUGUAGAGCAGAGCCUGGAAUUCAGUCUGACAGAAGAAUACUGCCGCAACCACUUCCUUGUAGGUCUUUUGCUGAGAGAACUGGCCGAGGCCUUGCAGCAAGGGCCUGAGGUCAGACAGCUGGCCGUGAGCGUUCUCAAGAACCUCCUUAUUAAACACGCCAUGGACGACCGUUACACAGCUUUCAAGAACCAGCAGGCCAGGAUCUGUUUGCUCUACCUCCCGCUUUUUGAGCUCCUCUACCAGAACUUGAAGCAGCUGUCUGCCCAGCCACUCACCUCCAGCCCCGGGCAUGGCCUCAAUGGCUCCAGAGAUGAUCUGAUAUCAACCGGGUCCACAGACAGCAGGAGAAUCAGCACUUUAACUGAUAAGGACCACGGUCAUACAGCUCAGAAUGGCCAUGUUGUGAGGAGAGAAGACUCCAGAGGCUCUCUGCUGAUGGACCCAGGAACACCAGACAGCAUUGAGCUGCAGAGACGUGGCUCCACCAUGAGCAACAGCCCCCUGCCUCCCGUAGGCAGACUGGGACCAUAUGAGAUCAAGGGCCUCCUGCUCUCCUUCCUACACAUUGUGAAGACCUUGUCAGAGGACACUCUCAGUGCCUACUGGAACAAAGUCAACCCUCAAGACAUCAUGAACUUCCUCACUUUGCUAGAGGUCUGUCUGGUUCAGUUUCGCUACAUUGGAAAAAGAAACAUUGGCCGGAGUCAGGAGGUGUGUGCGUCUAAACUGUUCUCCUCGGACAGGAAGUCUCAGACGAUGCCAGCUAUGCGCUGCAACCGAGCCAGCCUCAUGCAGACUAAGAUACACCAGUUCAGCACCAUGGAAGCCUCCCUCACUCUCAAUAUAGGAGUGGGGCCUUCGGAAGCAGAAAUCCACCAUCAAGCUCUGCUAGAGGGCAACAUGUCCACUGAGGUUUGCUUGAGUGUCCUGGACGUCUUCUUGCUUUUCACUCACUGUUUCAAGACCCAGUUGCUGGACAGCGAAGGUCACAACCCCCUGAUGAAGAAGGUGUUUGACGUUUACCUGACCUUCCUUAAAGUCAGCCAAUCAGAAGCUGCCCUUCGACAUGUGUUUGCCGCUCUUAGGGCUUUCAUUAACAAGUUCCCGUCAGUGCUGUUUAAGGGCCGCGUUACGCUGUGCGAGGCCCUCUGCUGCGAGGUCCUCAAGUGCUGUGUCUCCAAGCUGGGGUCUCUGAGGGCCGAGGCAUCAGCCCUGCUCUACCUGCUGAUGAGGAACAACUACGAGUACACCAAGAGGAAGACCUUCCUACGCACGCACCUGCAGAUCAUCAUUGCUGUGAGCCAUCUGAUCUCUGACGUGGCCCUGACUGGCAGUUCACGUUUCCAGGAGUCUCUCUCCAUCAUCAACAACUUUGCAAAUAGCGACAAAGCCAUGAAGUCCACGGCCUUCCCCUCUGAAGUGAAGGGUCUGACCAAGCGGAUUCGUACCGUGCUGAUGGCCACGGCCCAGAUGAGGGAGCAUGAGAAAGACCCAGAGAUGCUGCUGGACCUCCAGUACAGCCUGGCCCGUUCCUACGCCAGCACUCCCGAACUAAGACGAACCUGGCUGGACAGCAUGGCCCGAGCACACCUCAAGAAUGGAGAUCUCUCUGAGGCGGCCAUGUGUUAUGUUCAUGUGGCUGCACUGGUUGCAGAAUACCUGCACAGGAAAAAGUUGUUCCCCAGCGGUCUUGCAGCUUUUAAGAAGAUUACCUUAAAUAUCGAAGAGGAAGCAGCCAUGAGGGAAGACACUGGAAUGCAAGAUGUUUAUUACACUGAGGAAGUGUUGGUCGAACACCUGGAGGUGUGUGUGGAAGCGCUGUGGAAAGCCGAACGCUAUGAGCUCAUCACGCACGUUGCCAAGCUCAUCAUCCCCACGUACGAGAAGCGUCACGAGUAUGAGAAACUAAGUCGACUGUACGACACUCUACACAGAGCCUACAAUAAGAUCAUGGAAGUGAUACAGUCAGGCCGCAGGCUGCUCGGGACAUACUUCAGAGUGGCAUUUUAUGGACAGGGCUUCUUUGAGGAGGAGGACGGGAAAGAGUACAUUUACAAAGAGCCCAAACUCACUGGCCUGUCCGAAAUCUCUCAGCGGCUGCUGACACUCUAUGGGGAGAAGUUUGGACAGGAAAACGUCAGCAUAAUUCAGGACUCAAACAAGGUAAACCCCAAAGAACUGGACCCCAAGUUCGCCUACAUCCAGGUGACGUUUGUCAAGCCGUACUUCGACGAGAAGGAGGCGCCUGAGAAGAAAACAGACUUUGAAAAGUGCCACAACAUCAACCGCUUUGUGUUUGAGACACCUUACACGCUGUCAGGCAAAAAACACGGCGGGGUGGAGGAGCAGUGCAAGAAGAGGACUGUGCUCACAACUGCCAACACCUUCCCGUAUGUGAAGAAGCGUGUGGAGGUGGUGGGGGAGAAGCAGGUGGAGCUUAAGCCGGUGGAUGUGGCCAUAGAUGAGAUGAAGGCACGAACAGCAGAGUUGACCAAGCUCUGCUCCAGCCAGGAGGUGGACAUGAUCCAACUGCAGCUCAAGCUGCAGGGUUGCGUCUCUGUGCAGGUGAAUGCAGGUCCCAUGGCCUAUGCCAGAGCAUUCCUGGAUGACAGCAAAUCUAACCAGUCUGGCAGCAAGAAAGUAAAAGACCUUAAGGACAUUUUCAGGCGUUUUGUCCAGGCUUGCAGUAUGGCUCUUGACAUAAACGAGCGUUUGAUCAAGGAGGACCAGUUUGAGUAUCACGAGGGCCUUAAGUCCAACUUCAAAGAAAUGGUGAAGGAGUUGUCUGACAUCAUCCACGAGCCGCUUUAAGGAAAAACAGAUCUACCAGGAGGAUAUGAUGCGCUCGCUGUUACAAAACUCCCUCCAUGUGUUUCGUGCAAUCAGCGGGACAUCCACUGAUCUGGGCUGACCUCUGUCCCUCUGGCCUCCCUCCGCCUUGCCACCCGCCCUCGCGUAUAUCCUCUCACUUUUCCCUGAAGGACCUGAACUGGAUGAUAACAUGGGCAAAUCUCUAUUUGAUGUCUGCCCAGCUUGGCAACCCCCCCCCCCAAUUUGUCUAUCUUCAUCAUCAGUAAAUGGCUGAGCUGAAGAAUUGCAGCACGGCAGCUGGAGAAAAUAUUCAAGCCACAGCAGCAGUGUUUCUGAGAAUGUAUUGCAGCAACACCAACUAAAUGUCAGCAUGUCAGGUUUAGGUGUUCUGUCUAGUUGUGCUAGGUUGCAUUGCACUUUUUUUUCUGCGUUUGCAAUAAUUGACUGUUUCUUAAGAGAGAGAUACUGUACUAAAAUAGUUUUUGCAUCUUCUCUCUGCAGUGUUGCCCUCCAGAUCUAUGCAGGACACACCACACUCCCUCCAGAAUGACAUUUUAACUCUUGAGUUGACAAUAAGGAAAUAAAAGCAGCUCGUCUUUGUAGCAGUGCAGUGUUUUCUUAGGCCAAGCAUUUGUGUCAGGCUGUCAUGAUAUCCCAGCUCAACCUGUUCUGUUGUAACACCUCAUUAAAUGCUUCGAGAUCUAAAGUAUGCCAAGGGUUAGUCUUUAUAGGUCAGCAGUUUGUGAUAAAGAGAUAAGUCACGUCUAAAGAGCAGCAGCUUUUAGUAAGCAUCGGGCCAAAGUUACCACCAUAUUUGUUUAACGACAAAUGUAAAGGCUUUCUCAGUCUGUUAAUAAAAGGCAGACCUCAGGGUUGUAUUAAAGCUAUGAGACAGAGCUGCUCUUAAGAAGGCUUUGUUAGAUUAAAAGUAGUUGAUCUUAAGUAACUAAUGUUCUAGAUUGCAUAAGAGAUCGUGAAUAAUGUUGCACCAGGAAAGCAACGAUAGUGAUGAAUCCUACAAGAGCUGUAUAACAAUCACUGAAACAGUAUUCUCUAGGGGCUCAUUUUAUGGCCUGUGGACAUUAUAAGUCAGAAACAGGACAGGACACACUGAUCACAGCUGUGUGAUAGUAUUUACUUCUGUAGAGUGAGUUAAGUACGGAGUUCCGCUCAUCUGGGUCAAGAUCCAGUGCCUUUCUGCUCUGCCUUCUGAACAGGCUCCCUUAUCUCAAGUAAUAAGACCUUCAUCAAAUGCUGGUUAUUCACGGUAUUUCACAAGUGCUACACUGUAAUUAGCAGAUAGAUGAAUAAUAUUUAAACAAAUGUGUACAUAAUUUGCUGUCAUGCUGUAAAGUGAAUUCUGUAUCCAUGUAUGUUUGUACGUACUGUAUGUAUGUAUUUAUAUCUGAAAUGUUUUGGACUCACAAAUCUGUCCGAGCAGAGAGAUUUUUUUUUUUUUUUUCAUUUUUAUUGCAUUGUAUACUGACGUGCAGCUGCUUGUCAAACUUAGUCUACUUUGUAAAGCCUCUUUUCCAAUAAAACCAGAAACAAAACUAUUGAGAUUGACAGUUCUGCCUUGAUCUUGGAGACAGUCAUUGACAGAACAGUGUCACCACAAGGUCCAUUUAGCAGCUGUUUUCAAGCUACCUGGUCGCCCAGAUCUUCCUUGGCACCUUGAAUGCCAACGUUAAAUGAAGACUUGCAAAUGCUCAGAAGACAUCCACAUCUCUGUAAUAUCCGGGAACUCCAUCAGCAGCGGGAGUGGGACUGAAAGCUGCAGAACAACUACUAAAAUGGACCUUGUGGUAAGAACAUUUUGUUUACUGGGGAAAAAAGGGUUUAAAAAGCCUCUUAUACACACAGACAUACACACAGACUCCGAAAACACGGGUAUUAAUCCGCUGCUAUUAACAGGCUCCACUGUUGUGGUUUCAGACUUUCAGCAACACUGGAACAUGAGUGGGUGCAAAAGUGCUCAGUCUCAGAUGCCCCAUUGAUUGACAAAAUGUAAUUAAGGGCCUUAAUUUGCAAUACUUACCCUCAAUCAUCACCUUCCACCACUAUGCUGAUAUGUAUAUGGCCUGUAUAGC
Molecule: messenger RNA, 8459 nt
Organism: Scatophagus argus
Lineage: Eukaryota; Metazoa; Chordata; Actinopteri; Scatophagidae
Gene: dock11
Product: dedicator of cytokinesis 11
Exons: 55
Coding region: 187-6369 (2060 amino acids)
Biological process (GO): small GTPase-mediated signal transduction; positive regulation of GTPase activity; positive regulation of filopodium assembly
Molecular function (GO): guanyl-nucleotide exchange factor activity
Source: RefSeq, a predicted model, not a curated record